Messenger RNA from Aureobasidium musti, 849 nucleotides. The record is from the annotation of a GenBank genome assembly. NCBI's taxonomy places the organism in Eukaryota, Fungi, Ascomycota, Dothideomycetes, Dothideales, Saccotheciaceae.
AUGUACACCACGGUAUCUUCCUGGACAGAGGAUCAACACAAGUCGAUCGGGAAAUGGGCUAAGAACCCCAUUGACAAAGAAGAGGAUCAUCUUGUCAUUACAGCUUUUGAGUCACUGCUCAACAACCAAACUUCGGGCUCUGCCACCGCAUCACAGUUCAACAACAUUCUCGCCCCUCGCCUUGUCACUGGCCACAGGUUCGGUGUGUGGUUCAUCUGGGGAAAACUCGCUGAUGCCUCGAGAUGGUUCGGUACAUCCCACACGCAGCAGUUGGUUGAUCUGGUUGUUGCCAUCAAGCAGCUUCCCGAUGUGAUCAACAAGGCUGGGUACGCGGUGACAUACGGUGGCAACAUCAUCUGGCGAGGGUUCCCAGAAUUUGGUUGGGUUUUCUAUGAGCAUGGCCUAGAUCUGGAUCUCAACACUGAGGACUCCACGUAUGCAGAAUGGCACGCCAAAGCACCCGGCCACCUUAGUUCUCAUACGUUCGCCGCGACUUUGCUGACCAGGCCCGAAAUGUCCAAAAGCAUGUACUACGCAGACAGGGCUUUUGGAAACAUAAUGCAGCCUUUCGACGAGACCAGAGAGAUGGCUGACGAGUGGAAGAUGUUUAUUCCUCCUGCUGCGGCGUGGAUCACGAUCAGUGGUCAAGUGGUUCAUGACCUUUGUUUUAAGGAAGAGACCACGGAAGAGAGCCAAGUUAGGAAUUGGGAUGGGUCAUCCCCUGAGAAGUGGAUGCAAGUCAAACAGAGAUUCAUGGAACUGGCGGAGCAGAUGGAUAUUGACGAUCAUUGUCGAGGUGUUGCGAGAGAGGCAGCUGAAGAGAUGGAAAGGAUCGAGCAGAAGGCAUAG